Fusarium verticillioides 7600 is the source of this 2941-nucleotide messenger RNA. RefSeq lists its product as hypothetical. The record is from RefSeq and is a predicted model, not a curated record. The transcript has 2 exons. The coding region runs from base 938 to 1498 and encodes 186 amino acids. NCBI's taxonomy places the organism in Eukaryota, Fungi, Ascomycota, Sordariomycetes, Hypocreales, Nectriaceae.
UGACUCUAUACGUCAAGUUGUCAUGAUAUGAUGCAAGUAAAGCAUGUGGUGUUGCGGUAAAAAUGAAGGGGACUCUGAUAGCCCUUUCAGAGCCACCCACCGGGAUCAAAGAGAAGUCCGCUCUCGCUUCUUGGCAAAUCCGAGGCUAUCUGGACUACAUAUGUAUUUCACGGUUGAUUGCUGCUGUAUGCGCAUUCGCGGCUCAACUUCCGUAUUCGAAGUAUUCCCGUCCUCUCGAUUUUCGACUUUUGUCUUGUGCCAUGGUUGCUCAGCCUCUUUUAACGUAGCUCUUCCCCGCACUACCUAAGGCAUAGACAGCCAGCCAGCCAUUCAUAGAUGCACCCCUAUUAUAUGUCUUGUAAAAGAUUGAACACCUACUAUUUUGGUAAAUGCUUGGAAAGAUAGGUAGGUAGGUAGGUAGCUCGACUGGGUCGUGGUUUUCUUUACAGAAUUUAAUGAAACGUGACUUUGCAAUUAGCCAUGUUUUUGACCUCGGCGAUCAUGCGCCUCUCUCGGCGUUGCUUGUGAUAAACAAACGCAAUCGAUUAAUCGUUCACUCAGUCUCGUUGUUGGCAAACAAAAGAUAGGUAUAUAAGGCAAGACUCUCCAGGAGGGGCCGGUUGUCUGUCUGACCUACCUAGGUACAUACUCACCUUAUACUUUCCACUCAGUGAAACUGUUACGUGUCUCAACUGUAAUACAGGUCAUUUGUGGCGUGUCUAUACUCUGAGGAAGGACCAUACAUCUGCGCUUUGAAUCCUUGAUAGCGUCAUUUCGAUCCACCACCGUCUGCCAGCAACGCAGCCUUAUUACCUACUUAUCAAUACCACCAACAACCUACCAAACCGUGGUUUUUUUCUUCUUCUUUCUCCUCAAACAACAUCUAUACGGAUACUCACAUCUUGAUAUUCCCAUCAACCGCAACCGCAACACAACAAUGGCUGCCCCCGCUGAAAAGACCAUUUCUGACCUCAGUGGUAAAUGGGUUCUCAACAAGACUCUUUCCGACAGCUCUGAGCCUAUCCUCAGCUUACAGGGAAUCGGAUACCUCACUCGUAAGGGAAUUGGCUUGGCCACCAUCAGCCUUGAUAUCAACCAGUACAACGCCCCUCCCAAGCCCCCCAACACAUCCACCGACGUUUUCACCCACAUCGACAUCACCCAGUCUGCCUCUGGCCUGAGCAGCACUCAAGAGAACCGCUGUCUCGACUUUAACAACCGUGAGCACUCGGACUGGCUCUUCGGUGCCGUCAGGGGUCGAUCCAGGUUCGUCACUCUCGAUGAGAUUGAGGAGGACUUCCUCAAGACUGGCUGGCUUACCGAGGGCGACGGCAAGUUCGUCCAGAGCAUUGCUGAAAGCGUCAACAACGGCUGGGUCGCCAAUCAGAUCUGGGGCUUCGAGGAGAUCAACGGCGAGAGGAGAUAUGUGAGGCACAUCUUGGUGACCAAGGGUGACAAGAGGGUCACCGCCAAGCUCAUCUACGACUACCAGGCUUAGAGAUGGGAUUAAUUACUCCAGAACACUACUUGACCUAGUAUAGACGACCGACGGCCACAAUGCUUGAUUAUUGCUCAGUGACUCAUGUAAUAGUUGCUCAUGAGACAAAUAUAAUUUGACAGACCGAUAUGAAGUCAUCCUAGACUGAGUUUCUAUGCAACUGGAUCAGUUGCACCACCACACAACAUUUGUGUUCACCAAUGUGUAUUAGCCCACAUAUCGCGCUAUGUUGAAAGCAGCUUUCCUGCCUGGCUGGCUGUUAUGAGCCUGCUGUAGUCCCCCAUGAAUCCAGGAUGCCCAGGCCAUUUGUUUCCCUAACGCCCAUCCAUGAUGCUUGGUUCUUGUUUUCCCUUUGUCCCUUGCACUAUAUUCCCGCGGUCUUUGUUCCUCGGUAUUCGGGUCCCAGCUCUGGCGUUGAUAUCACAUGCUAAAAAUAACCACUUUACUCAGGUCUUCGCUUCACAAACUCCUCGAGGUCCUGUACUGUCGCGACGCCCAAGACGAACCUCCUCUUCUCAUCCGUGAUAACAGCGAAUUCCUGCUUCCAGGGUCCAUCGGACACGCCGCCACGGAAAAAGUUCUCAAGGUCCUCGAGGGUCGUUUCCAUCGUGAUGACCCGGUAGGUACGGCCCUUGCGCUGGAAGCGUGUCAUGGCGGCCGAGAGCUGAUCUUCGGGCUUGACCUUGCCUGAGUCGAGAAGGGACUGAAGGUGAGGGAUGGAUAUGUAGCCUAGCAACGCGCGGGUGUCGGCGUCGACGACGGUAAGAUGCGUGUAGUCGCGCUCAAAGGCGGACAUGAGGGCGAGAGAGAUGGCAUCGGAGGGGUUGAGUGAGAGUGCAGCCGGGGGGUCGAGGUCUUCGACAGUGGCCUGUGAUGCAUUAGCCGCAGCUCGAAGGAAUGGCAUUUUCCAAAGAAGCGAUCUCCCUAUAGCCUGGAGCGCAAAGUGGUGUCAUGAGAAGUACAUACCCCACGAUAUCGAGAAGACCACUUUGUAACCAAGGGCUGUGUCGCACCCGAUGUUGUGGUGGUGGCAGUAGUGGCGGUAGCAGUGGCCAUCUUAUAUACAAUAGCUAUUCUAAACUGGCUGGGAGAAGAGUUUGGCAGUGAUUGGUGCACAAGUUGGUUCAAUUUGAAAGGUUGGGGAGUUGAAGCGAUCGCGGGGCAGGAUUCUAUAUGGUCAGUCACCUAUUGGGGUCACGCAAAAUGCUCUAAUAGUUAGGUAUGGUGGGGCAGAGAGGGAAAAAUGGGAGCUUUUUUGUUAGCAUCAUGACAUGGGUCAUUCCAAUGGCGAAUCGACAAACACUUCUCUCUCAGCCAAGAGACUCUAUCUCUGGUGCUACUAUAACUAUUAUAUUCAAAAACUAGGGGCAUGAGUAGCUUGUUUGAAGUUGAAUAAUUGAACAUGCUUGGUUCGAGAUGACAGGAAUAUGACGGAUAUUAGCG